AUGAACCAGUCUGUGCCUUCGAAAUAUCACCGCCCCGAGACAUCUUAUAAGAGCUGUUCACAGUCUUUGCCGCUGGAUAUACUAUGGCUACCACGUUCUUCGUUUCGACCGGCGGAAGGCGAAUUAGCAGAUUGCGUGUUAGUGGUGGGCGUGUCGCGACCAAAACUAGCUGCGGCCCUCCUAUCAGUCACGCUGCUGUCACUCUUUCUCACCUUCCAUGUGCUGUAUGACAGUGCGGUGUACAGUAUACAGGCAGCAAGUAUGGUCUCAGCUACUCAUGAAAAUCGUAACAUCCUUCGAAAUCAAGAAAGUAACACCCGUAAUAUAAACCAUCCAAUGGCCCUGCGGAAACGACUAAAACCAGCGCGACCUCCCCGGCCUGCAAGAAGAUUGCCUCAAGCCUUAAUAAUUGGUGUUCGCAAAUGUGGAACACGAGCUCUAUUGGAAAUGCUAUACCUUCACCCCAUGGUGCAGAAAGCAUCAGGGGAAGUUCACUUUUUUGACCGGGAUGAAAACUACGCUCUUGGACUUGACUGGUACAGGAGUAAAAUGCCGCCAUCUUUUAGGGGUCAGAUUACAAUAGAGAAAAGUCCUAGCUACUUCGUCACACCUGAGGUAGAUAUAUAUCGACAUGUAAUAUCAAUAAAUUAUUUGAUAAUAGUUGAAUCUAACCUUGAAGAUGUCAAUGAAAACAAGGUACCGGAACGUGUUCGCGCAAUGAAUUCCUCCGUUCGCUUACUGCUAAUAGUGCGAGAACCAGUGACACGUGCCAUUUCGGACUACACGCAACUACGAAGUCGAGCCACGCCAUCAGCUCCGGCUCACGCCUUGUCAUCUGGCCACACUCCGCAUCAAGUGCCCGAUUCUGCUAAGCCAUUUGAACAUCUCGCAAUUUCACCAGACGGAUCUAUUAACGUAGCUUAUAGGCCAAUCGCAAUAUCUCUAUAUCACGCGUACCUUCUCCGAUGGCUUGAGGUAUUUCCCCGUGAACAAAUACUGGUCGUAAAUGGAGACCAACUUAUCGAAGACCCCGUGCCUCAGUUACGUCGCAUAGAAAAAUUUCUUGGACUCGAACAUAAAAUUGGGAGGAAAAAUUUUUACUUCAACGAAACAAAAGGAUUCUACUGCUUACGAAAUGACACUACAGACAAAUGUCUCAGAGAAACAAAGGGCCGCAAGCACCCUAGAGUUGAUCCCGCUGUAGUCACCAAGCUUCGCAAAUUUUUCAUCCAACACAACCAACGAUUUUAUGAUCUCGUAGGUGAAGAUCUCGGAUGGCCAGAAGAUUAG
Parnassius apollo (apollo) is the source of this 1290-nucleotide messenger RNA. The record is from the annotation of a GenBank genome assembly. NCBI's taxonomy places the organism in Eukaryota, Metazoa, Arthropoda, Insecta, Lepidoptera, Papilionidae.